AUGGGGUUAGAGAACAAUCUGACCGACGUGUCAUCGGAGUCGAUCCCAAUCAUGGUUGUGGCUCUCAUAGGCACUUACGUAGGUUAUCUUCGGACCCUUCUUUUCACUCUCUUUCAGAUUUUGGGUCUCUCUCGAUUGGAUCCAGAGGGCAUCGAUGAGGGUCUUUUUGAUGCUGUGGGCUCCGGUCUGGCCGGUCUGAUUGUUCUAUCGGAGCAGCUGAACUUGAACCGGGUUUUUUCUUACAGGUUUGGGGGUGAAGAUGAUAGGACCGGUUCGGAUUGCGUGGUGUGUUUGAACCAGCUGGGUGAAGGUGACCAUGUGCGCAAGUUAGCGUGCAGGCAUGUGUUUCAUAAGAAGUGUCUCGAUGGGUGGCUUGACCAGCUCAAGUUUAGUUGUCCUCUUUGUCGGUCGUCGUUGGUUUCUGAAGAGUGCGUGUCCUUCACGCAAAAGCGCGUGAGUGAUGAUGUCCUUACGUGGUUCUCUAUGCGGUGA
Ilex paraguariensis (yerba mate) is the source of this 492-nucleotide messenger RNA. NCBI's taxonomy places the organism in Eukaryota, Viridiplantae, Streptophyta, Magnoliopsida, Aquifoliales, Aquifoliaceae. The record is from the annotation of a GenBank genome assembly.